AUGGGUGAAGUAGUCGUUGAGAACUUCAUAAACGGGGAAUUCGUACCAACAAGUUCUUACAUUCCAAGUUUUGAUCCGUCAACUGGAAAAGUAUGGGCGAAAAUUCCCGACAGCAAUGAGGACGAUGUAAACGUGGCGGUGACAGCAGCGCAGGCUGCCUUCAAAACAUGGUCUGUGAAACCUGUCCAGGAAAGGUCAAAGGUUAUGAUGAAGAUCUCGGACCUUCUGGAAUCCCGUCUGGUCGAGUUUGCAGAACUUGAAUCACAUGACCAGGGAAAGCCUGUUUGGUUGGCUAAGGCAGUAGACAUUCCAAGGGCAGUGUACAACUUUCGCAUCUUUGCAUCAUCCAUCUUACAUGAUACAAACAGAUCUUCUGUGAUGGAUGCAGUAGACGCUGUUAACUACACAGUAAGAGACCCUGUAGGUGUGGCUGGUCUAAUCAGUCCAUGGAACUUGCCGUUGUACUUGCUGAGUUUCAAAAUUGCCCCAGCGAUUGCUGCCGGAAACACAGUUGUGGCCAAGCCUAGCGAGAUGACAUCGGUAACAGCCUGGAAACUCUGCCAGGUAUUUAAUGAGGCAGGUGUACCCCCAGGUGUAAUUAAUCUGGUGUUUGGUGUGGGGCCCAAAGCAGGAGAGGCACUUGUUGUUCACCCGGACGUACCCCUGAUCUCAUUUACUGGAGGAACAGUGACUGCCAAAAGACUGAGGGCUUCUUCUGCUCCUUUCUGCAAGAAACUCUCUCUCGAGCUCGGAGGUAAAAAUCCUGCAGUCAUAUUUGCUGAUGCUGAUAUGGAGAAGUGCAUCGCCACAACUAUCAGAUCAAGUUUUGUGAACCAGGGAGAGAUUUGUUUGUGUACAAGUCGUAUUUUUGUGGAGAGAUCUGCCUAUCAAACAUUCCUGAAGAAAUUUGUUGAAGAAACCAAGAAGUUGAAGGUAGGAAACCCAAAAGAGGACAGUAGCUUCAUGGGUGCUUUGAUAAGUAGGGAACAUCUGGUGAAGGUGAAAGGUUAUGUGAAGAUUGGUGUAGAAGAAGGAGCCACCAUUAUGUGUGGUGAAGGAGUAGAGUCACUAGACCUGCCUGCUGAAAAUAAGGAAGGAUAUUUCAUGAGACCAACUGUUAUAACAGACCUGAAGGAAAAUUCGCGUCUACUGAAGGAAGAAAUCUUUGGUCCUGUCACAUGUGUGGUGCCUUUUGAUACAGAGGAGGAGGCCAUUGUAAAAGCCAAUGAUGUACAGUAUGGACUUGCAGCCACACUCUGGACCCAGGAUGUUUCUCGUCUUCACAGAGUCUCCAGGAAAAUACAGGCUGGCACGGUUUGGGCCAACUGCUGGCUUGUACGAGACCUCAAUAUGCCGUUUGGAGGGAUGAAGGAUUCAGGGAUAGGACGAGAAGGUUGUGUGGAAUCCAUGGAUUUCUACACUGAGCAGAAAACAAUUUGUAUUAAGUUGUAACACAUUGGAAUUUGUUGUUGAAGCAGUUCUUCACAUUAUUAAAAUAGUGCUAGGGUUAAAACAGUCAACAUAUUAAGGCUUAUGAUGUGUGUUUCAUGCCUCAUUAUUCAAACGUAAGACGUUUGUUAUAUCAGAAUAUACAUGUUAGGAUUGAAAAGUCUGUUGUUAUUGUGUAAUAAUGUUUUUAUUUACUUUUUUUAUAAAAAUGUUUGACAUAAAAUCGUGUACACUUAGGCCAAAAUGAUAAAUGUAAGACAUUUAUAACAUGGUAGCAGUAUUAUAUUGUAAAUAAACCAAAUCAAAUGUAAUAUUUUUAUAUAUCACAUGAUUUCUUUGUUUUUUCUAUGAAUAUGCCAAUAUCCAAUUUUUACAUAUUACAGGUUGUCAACUGAUUUCUAUGUUCCUAUAUUUUCCUCUAUUUCAGGAAAUUUGUCACCGAUAAAUGUAGAGAUUGUAAAUAUUUCUUUGAUAUGGCUUUUGGCUUCUUUAUUCUACAGGUUAGAGAAUUCUUCAGUCUUUAUGAUAUGUGGUUUAUGAAACUCCUCACAAAUUUUCCAAUUAACUCCCUAAAAGCUCGCUGCAAUGAAAAAUUUUUUUUUUAUUUGUUUCAUGAAUUCACUUAUCAAAUGGAAAGUCAUGUAAGAUUCUGUACAUUAGAAUGUAAUUAUAUUAUAUGUUGUGAUAUCAGGUUUACAAAUGCAAUAAAAUGACAUAUCACACUCCCAGAUUGCAUAGAGACCUCGGUCAUACGGUGAACAGACGUUAUACAGACCUCGGUCAUACGGUGGACAGACGUUAUACAGACCUCGGUCAUACGGUGGACAGACGUUAUACAGACCUCGGUCACGUUGGACAGACAUUAUACAGACCUCGGUCAUACGGUGGACAGACGUUAUACAGACCUCGCUCAUACGGUGGACAGACGUUAUUGAGACCUUGGUCACGUUGGACAGACGUUAUACAGACCUCGGUCAUACGGUGGACAGACGUUAUACAGACCUCGGUCAUACGGUGGACAGACGUUAUACAGACCUCGGCCAUACGGUGGACAGACGUUAUAGAGAGCUCGGUCAUACGGUGGACAGACGUUAUACAGACCUCGGUCAUACGGUGGACAGACGUUAUACAGACCUCGGCCAUACGGUGGACAGACGUUAUAG
This is a messenger RNA of Ylistrum balloti, 2612 nucleotides long. Its product is annotated as 2-aminomuconic semialdehyde dehydrogenase-like. The record is from RefSeq and is a predicted model, not a curated record. Bases 1 to 1452 code for a protein of 483 amino acids. Gene Ontology annotation, molecular function: oxidoreductase activity, acting on the aldehyde or oxo group of donors, NAD or NADP as acceptor. NCBI's taxonomy places the organism in Eukaryota, Metazoa, Mollusca, Bivalvia, Pectinida, Pectinidae. The transcript has 10 exons.